AUGGGAAAGGUAGGAAAAAUAGUUCAUCUUCUAAUAGACCAAAAUCUGAUGACAAAAAGUGCUUUUUGUUGCAUCUUACUUGCUUUUAUUCAGCAUAGUUUAUAUUUUUUAAAACAUUAAUGAACGCAUAUACAUAAAAAUAUCCAUGAAAGCAUAUACAGAAAACUAGUAGAGAUUAAACUUUUGGAGAUUUUAGUAUUAUUAUUAUUUAUAAAGAUUAAUUUAAGAUUCCUUUCUAGGGAAGCAUGCAUGAUAUUGCAUUCUAAGUAAAAAAAACUUUUUUUAUUGUUAAACUGCGCUAUCUUUAUUUUUGGUUAAAUUAUGUUAUCUCAUUAAAUUGUAGAGUUAUCAGUGCAGCACUUAAAAAGCUAAAUAUUUAAUUUCAUAAUAUAUUGUAUAAUGUGUUUAAUUCAUAAUUGGAACAUGUUUUGCACAUACAAUAGUUUGUAAGUUGUUUUUGUAAUUUACCAAAGGCAAUAUGAACUUUAACACUUGUACAACAAGUCCCAUGACAGUCCACGCACAGCAUUUUUCAGGGGUUAAGGUAUAAUUUCCAUCUAAUAAAAAUAUAAAACCAAUAUUAGAUCAAGCACAGAUUAGUACUAGAACACACUCUAAUAAUAUUUUCUAAACGUGUGCACAGUUUGUAAAUUAAAUGUCUGAAAAUGCUUCAUGGAAAUUUUAGAUCUCUACUUAACACUAUGGUUCUCAGCUGAACCUGUAAAUGUUGGACGAAAAAGUCUAACCUGCCUUAGAAUGCUUGAGGUAUAUUACAUUUUCCGAACAAGUUUCCACUCAACUAUUUUCUGUUAUACCCAAGUGAUUGGUUACCCUCUGCAAUAACUUAAAUUAGUGCCUACACUUAAAAAAAAAAAAAAGCAGAAUAGGUAAUAAAAAUCUGAUAUAGAAGAUAUAAAUAUCACUGGUAUAGAAGAUAUAAAGAUAUAUAAGUCUGUAUAACUUUUUACUUACUCCUCUUCCAGAUUCUAAAAUAUUUUCUCAUAAAAUGUACAUAGUUCUCUUUUUUCUGCACCUUAAUGUUUACAAUGGCAAGAUAAUAUUCACACAGUAAAAAACACUAAAGUAAAAUACAGUGCAUAGCAUCCCUUAAAGGGCUGCAAUUAUUGUGAUUAUUAUUGCCAUCAUUUACCAACUAAAUCAUCUUUAUUUACAUCACUGUGGGAUAUACGUUUACAGCUAUGAGACAUGCAGGUGUGAUAUGAAUUCUAAGUCGCUAACUCACAAAUUGAUCAACAUAUAGAUUUUAAAUUAGGGAAGAAUAUAGUUUGGAUAUUUUAAACAUAAUUAUAGGUAUAAUGUGUUCUUUAUUUGCUUGAUCAAUGGAGUAUAUUAGUCCCACAACCUGUAAAACUGCUACAAUAUAUAAAUUGGAAUUAUGGACUGACUUGACAUCGCUUAAAACUACUGUAACACAUCAUGAUUAAGACAGGUUCAUCUAGUCCAGUUUUAUAUAGGUCUACAUACAUGGAGUAGCACCACUAGGACAAAAAGAUACAAUGUGCAAGGAAUCCCAUAAUUUGUUUAUUUUCUGGAGCUUUAUGGAUUCAUGUAGAAUUCUACUGUACUACUGUAUCAUAUGUGUGGUAAAUUUCUCCAAAAUAGGUGCUGUCCAUUUUAUAAACUGCAGGUACCGCAAAGGCACAUUAACAAAGUCAUCUAGUCAUCUACAUUGCUUUUGUGCUACAGUAAAGACUUCUUCUGGGUAAAAAGUGACCCUGUAUGCUAUUGUACAAGUAUUUAUAAUGUUCUAUUUUUGUUGUGAUUCAGUCUAUCUAUCUAUCUAUCUAUCUAUCUCUCUAUCUAUCUAUGUAUCUAUCUAUAUGCAAUAUUAGUUAUACAUAUUCUUUUUAAAAUUUCAGAUUAUCUUUUACGAGGACAGGAACUUCCAAGGCCGCUCCUAUGAGUGCAGCUCAGAUUGUUCCGACCUCCAUUCAUUCUUCAACCGGUGCAACUCCAUAAGGGUUGAGAAUGGAAACUGGAUGCUCUAUGAGCGCCCUAACUAUACUGGGCACCAGUACUUCUUGAGGAGGGGAGAGUACCCUGAUUUCCAGCAAUGGAUGGGUUUUAAUGAUUCCAUCAGGUCUUGCCGUGCCAUCCCUCAGGUAAUAAUCUUCAUAUUGCUGUAGAAUAUGUGUACAUAUGUCACUGAAAAUCUAAUCAACAAGAACCAUGGAAUAGACAUAACAUACAUGGUUCUGUAAAAUAAUAGAUGUUUAUCAAAAUCAUAAUAUUAUUUCAUUGGCUGCUUUGCUUAGAAUACAUAGAAAAUGAAUACUUACAAUUUAAAGAUAUUGUCUAUGAUGGGAGCUGUGAACUUAAGACCAAAUAAUAAAGAUAAAAGAUAAAAUAAUAUUUUUUUAGAGCAUUUACAAGGCUACUCACUGUCUACGUCUGCUUGAUCUAAAUGUUUUCUAUGUUACAUGUGGCACUGUUAAAGUAUCUUACAGCUAAUAUAAUAACACCUGUUAGAUACCUUAAUGACAAUUACAUACUUAUAUCAACAAUUGUUAUAAACUUUUCUUACAUGGUCUUGGUACUUUUCAGCAUCGUGGAUCAUUCAGGGUCAGGAUCUAUGAGAGGGAAGACUUUAGAGGUCAGAUGAUGGAAUUCACUGAAGAUUGCCCACAAGUCCAUGAAGAGUUCAAUUACCAUGACAUCCACUCCUGCAAUGUGCUGGAAGGGCACUGGAUCUUCUAUGAACAGCCCAACUAUAGAGGACGCCAGUAUUACCUUAGACCCGGAGAGUACAGAAGAUAUACUGAGUGGGGGGCUGUCACUCCUAGAGUUGGUUCCUUCAGAAGAGUUCAGGAAUUAUUUUAA
Messenger RNA from Pelobates cultripes (western spadefoot toad), 2841 nucleotides. Lineage: Eukaryota; Metazoa; Chordata; Amphibia; Anura; Pelobatidae. The record is from the annotation of a GenBank genome assembly.